AACUUUCACAGCUGAUUUUGUUGAUGAAUUUUGUGUUGAAAAUACUUAAAUUGCGUUCCAAAAUGCCCUUUUAUGCUGUUGCCAGGGGCAAGAGGGUGGGUGUCUAUCACACCUGGGAUGAAUGCAAGAGCAAUGUGAACGGCUUCAGUGGAGCACGCUACAAGAAAUUCUCCACGAUGGAUGAAUGUCUGACGUUCAUUGAAGAGAACCGAUCUGGGCCUGUUCUGGCAUCCACAUCCGGUGCAACAGCUAAUGUGGUUCGAAGGAAAAACAACAGCUGGAAGGGAAAAUCACUGGCGGAACUCACUCCUGGGAUGCAGCUCAAGCGUGGAAUUAAGAGAUCCCAUCCGGAUGACGAUGAUGAGAAGGAGAAAAAGAAGAAAGAUGAUUUUCUGGACGUGUGGACUGAUGGAGCUUGUCCCAAUAAUGGUGCAGGAGCCACAACAGCUGGAAUGGGAGUCUUCUUCGGUGAUAAUCAUCCGUGGAACAUUUCAGAACGCGUCGUGGGAACAGCAACCAACAAUCGGGGUGAAAUUCAAGCUUCCCGGCGCGCAAUUGAGAUUGCAAAGCAACAUGGAGUGAAGAAAUUGCGAAUCAACACAGAUUCCAACUUCCUGAUCAACAGUGUGACAUCCUGGAUGCCCAGAUGGAAGAAGAAUGGAUGGAAGACAACCGGCAAGGGGGAUGUGAAGAACAAGGAUGAAUUUCUGCUGAUUGACAAGGAACUGGAUGGAUCCAUUGAGGUGGAAUGGCGUCACGUUCCUGGACACAAGGGUAUCUAUGGGAAUGAAAAGGCUGAUGAAUUGGCAAGACUAGGAGCACUGGAGGAGAAGAAGAACAAAUAA
Messenger RNA from Lutzomyia longipalpis, 845 nucleotides. Its product is annotated as ribonuclease H1-like. Gene Ontology annotation, biological process: DNA replication, removal of RNA primer. The transcript has 4 exons. Bases 24 to 845 code for a protein of 273 amino acids. The record is from RefSeq and is a predicted model, not a curated record. NCBI's taxonomy places the organism in Eukaryota, Metazoa, Arthropoda, Insecta, Diptera, Psychodidae. Gene Ontology annotation, molecular function: RNA-DNA hybrid ribonuclease activity; magnesium ion binding; nucleic acid binding.